Punica granatum (pomegranate) is the source of this 1584-nucleotide messenger RNA. The record is from RefSeq and is a predicted model, not a curated record. NCBI's taxonomy places the organism in Eukaryota, Viridiplantae, Streptophyta, Magnoliopsida, Myrtales, Lythraceae.
CCAGGGAAGCGACGGGGGGGCCAGAGCUCCAGGACAAAGAACAGAGCAAAAGCCCAAAACCCUCAAUCCCUAUCUGUGCACAGUGCACACUUCCACAUGAACAAAAACUCCAGCAUUCAAAGAGAUAGAGAUAGAGAGAGAGAGAUCAUUGAAAGCUUUGCUCUCACUCACUGCCUACCUCCCCUGUCUCCCCGUCUUAAUAUCUCUCUGCUUUGAGUUGUAUCGUCAACAGUAACUUCUCGCACACAAACUUAUACACACAACGCAUACAGAGCAGAGAUAGAACAGAUAGAGAGCAGAGAGAGAGAGAGAGAGAGAGAAGGAUAAGAGUGAAAAGAAGUUAAGGAGGAAAGAAACCCAACUACAGAUAAAGGCAAACCCCACCUCUAAAUUCUUGCCCCUGCUCCCUCUGCGUCUCUUUAGAAAGAGAAAGUUGCGAACUUUGUGUGUGUGAGCAGAGCUGUUGAGGAAGCUGCUAUAUAAAGAGGAGGGAGAGAAGAGAGAGAGAGAGAGUCUAGAGAGAGAGGGACAGUUUAAGUUUGUGUUUUCUUCAAGAAAUGCAGCAGCACCUGAUGCAGAUGCAGCCCAUGAUGGCUUCCUAUUACCCCAACAACGUCACUACUGAUCAUAUUCAACAGUAUUUGGACGAGAACAAGUCAUUGAUUUUGAAGAUUGUCGAGAGCCAGAAUUCGGGGAAACUAAGCGAAUGUGCUGAGAAUCAAGCUAAGCUACAGAGGAACCUUAUGUACUUGGCAGCCAUUGCCGAUUCUCAACCUCAACCCCCCACCAUGCACUCUCAGUACUCGAGCGGCGGGAUGGUCCAGCCUGGAGCAGCAGCCCACUAUAUGCAGCAGCACCAUCAGGCUCAGGCAAUGACCUCACAGUCUCUAAUGGCUGCCCGGUCCUCAAUGCUCUAUGCCCAGCAGUCCCCCUUCUCAGCCCUGCAGCAGCAUCAGGCAGCUGCAGCAGCUCUCCAUGGCCAGCUUAGCAUUAGCUCUGGCGGUGGGGGUGGGGGUGGGGGUGGUAGCUCGGGGCUUAACAUCCUCCAGAGCGAGUCUAGCCAUUCGGGGGGUGGUGGUGGAGGAUUCCCGGAUUUCGGCCGUGGAGAAGGCGGGCUCGCAGGUGGUAGCGGGAGGGUGCUUGGUGGUGGGAGCAAGCAUGAGAUGGGGAGCUCGAGCUCAGCCGAAGGUCGGGGUGGCAGUUCAGGUAGUGCGGACGGAGGGGAGACUCUCUACUUGAAGUCUGCCGAUGACGGGAACUGAAAAGCUGACAAUGAAGGGACAGAGAAUGAAGCAGCAGCGGCAGGUAGGGCUAGGUUUAGUGCUAAGGCCGGAUGUCGGGGGUGCCACCUUCACCUCCUUCCUGGAAGGCAAAGGGACGAGGUGUGGGAAGUUUUUUCUCCUGUUUUCGGUUUUUCGGUUGGUUCCCUUAAUUUAAUGGCAAGAAAGAAGGAAGCAAAGAAACUGCAAUGUGGGAUUUGGAUUUUGAGGAUGAUGUUGGGGUCUUGAACUGUUUGUAUGUCGUCUAUGCUAAGUUUAAUAGCUAUGGUGUAAAUUUGAUAGGCUAGGCUUCUUUGAUCCUUCA